AUGGCUGUCGUGCCUAAUGCUGACGAAGCUGACCCGCAAGUGCUAAGUGUGGAUAAGUUCCUCUACGAAGACGGGGUGUAUGCUUUUACCCCGGAGCGUGUCGAGCUCGCAAAGAAGCUCUGCUUUGAGAGACUGAAGCUCUUGGUGCAGAGCGGCCAGUGCCGGAGGAUCGUUUGCACUUGUGGAUGCCCCGGCGCUGGCAAGAGCACUUGGAUCGCUGCGCACGGUCGAGAAGAGCACACCGUUUUCUUCGACGACCUGUUGUAUACAGCCAGACAUCGCGCGCAAUUCUUGCAGAAUCUGAAAGACUACGAGAUCGAGGUCCCAGUCGAGAUUGUGGCCAUCGAAAGAGACUUCGAAGCAGCGCUUGCUUCCAACUCGGCUCGGCCGGCUGAUCGGCAGGUGCCUCUCGAAGCCAUGCAGAAGUUCCGGGACAACUAUACCAGACCUGGUGGGGACGAAGGAUUUUGCAGAGUGCGAGUUUUCGGCAAUUCCUUUGAAGACAAGACUGGGCGCGGAGGGUUCAACCUCGAAGUCCAAGAAGAGGCGCUCCGCCAGAUGCAGGAAGAAGUGAGCUGCAAAUUGCCUGACCUUCGCAGCGAAGGUGACUCUCACUGGCUGGCGAACGGAGCGCAAGUGGAGCUGCAUGGCCUCCAAAAAGCUCAGACGUUGAACGGUCUACGUGGUGAAAUCAUUGGCUUCGAUGACAAGCAGCUGAGAUACCGUGUGCGGCUCCACUCCGACAACACUGUGAAGGUUGUUGCCAAGAAGAACCUGCGACUGCUGACGCUGGAGGAUCUUCAGCCUGCGCCGAUAGUUGCACCGGCCACGCAACUUAGCGGGUCCACAAGCAGUCUUCCAGCACCCAGUCAGUCCAGGGAGCUGGUGCCGGCAAGAGCUCCCCCGACGCCAGGCCGAAUCACGCGUGAGAUGGUUCUCAAGGCAGUCGACCGGGUAAAAGCGGACACUGUGGCUUUGCAGCAGCGGAUCGCUGCACGGCAGGCGGGAGGCAGCAUGACGACCUCAGACAUCUGUGAUGUGUACUUGAGGCUCGUCGCCUCUGGGGAGUCAUAUCGAGAAGUUAAGGAGCUCUUCCAAAGCCAGAACGGCCGUGAUGAGGAGCUAGAACUGCUGGGAAAUGCAGCCUUGGAAAGUAGCGAGGUCGUUGCAGAGCAAUACUUCGAAGUCCGAUCGUGGCAAGAGUAUUUCCAGGAUGAGGUCAACGUGACUAAGUACAGUGUCAAAAAGCACGGAAUACUUGGCACGCUGAAGAACGAGGUCGUUGAGGUUGGCAAUGACGUCAAGGACCUCGGCCGUGGAGCUGCAACUGUAGUUCAAAGUGGACGAGAGCAGGUGCCACACCUGGUACGAGCUGCGACGGACACGAUGGGCAACGUAGUGCAGACCGGAAGUGCUGCAGCAGCUUCUACCGGGGCGAGCUUCGCUGCAAGGAGCCAAGAACACCUCACCACGGCUGUCCAUGAAACCGUUGUGGCACCGGUGAAGCGUGCGUGGCAUUUGAUGGCGACAGGCUUCAUUCUGUGCGUCCUCGUGCCCCUGUUUGCUCUCAGGACGUAUGCUCCCCUGAACUCCGUGGUGUCAAACCUAGGUCUGCUAUGGCUCUUGGUUUGCACAUGCUGCCCACCCAGGGGAAUGAACGGAAGAGGAGGGAAGUCUGCGCUGCUGCUGCUCUAUCCGUUGCUAACAGUGGUUUUGCCACUGGCACUUCACUAUUGGGCAACUCAUCCUCAGCUCUCACAAGAUGUCGGCGACAUGUUCCGUCGAUUGCCGGAGCAAUUGGGCCGAAUUCCUGAGCAGCUGAAGGAGCUGCCUGGCAUCAACAAGCUGCGGUGUAGCGAUAACGACCAGAGCUGCCCUACGCCCAGUCUGAGAGGGUCAGAGGCACCAGAAUCUGGGCCAGGGUCGUAG
Messenger RNA from Symbiodinium sp. CCMP2456, 1929 nucleotides. The record is from the annotation of a GenBank genome assembly. Lineage: Eukaryota; Dinophyceae; Suessiales; Symbiodiniaceae.